Clunio marinus is the source of this 204-nucleotide messenger RNA. The record is from the annotation of a GenBank genome assembly. NCBI's taxonomy places the organism in Eukaryota, Metazoa, Arthropoda, Insecta, Diptera, Chironomidae.
AUGAACGGAAAGGAUAUUGAUUUGUGCAAGUUUUUGGAUGGUUCAGACGGAAUACUGGCAUUGACAGAUGUUUUAUCAGGUUCAGCAGAAUCAAAGAUGACAACAUUUCCAGAAGCAACAUACAAAAUUAUUUUGAAAUUCUAUAAUAAUGAAGAUGACAAAAUCGUGGAAGUUACAAUGAUUUGUACAUCCAAGAAUGUUUAA